CUUGAAUGCAAAGAAAAUUGGAACCUGCAAGGGGAGAUGAGAAAUCAUUGGAAGGUUUGCAUUAGGAAAAUGGCUUAGUUCAAGUUUGGACUUCAGAAAGUUCAUUCUGAUAGAAGAUUGAUUUGGAAGGGAUGAGACCAUAGGCAGGAAAAACAGAAGGGCCAGGAGAAAAGUCUGGGUGAGAGAUAGAUGUUAGGGAACACCCUCAUUUAGGGAACAGGUUCAGAAGGAGGGUACUGAGGAGUCAGAGAAGGUUAGGGAUGGACUGCAUAGGAUAUGGUGGUGUGAGGUGAGCCAGAGGAGUUUCCAGUAGUGAUUAAUCAGCAGCAUCAGAUGGGAUAGAGUGCCUAGGUAAAAGAGAACUGCCAAGUGGCUUGGAUGAGGCCGCUAGAUCACCAAGUCCCCUUACAAGAGCACUGUUGUCAGGACUGGGACACCAGGGUGAGCAGAGUGAGGCACUCACCUUAGGCACAACAUUUAAGGGGGGUGCUCAACUCAGUAAUCAGGACAAAUAAUAUUUUAGUGCAGUAUUUUGAAAAAAAUUGACAUUCAUGCAAAAAAUUCACAAUAAACAAACUAUCAAAAUUUAAAAUAGACACAGCAUCAGUUUACAGAUUUUUCUUUGGCCUCAGUUCCAGUAUGUCUGCAUACUGAGUGUCGUUUUGUAAGGGAUAUGGUGAGAGGGAGGAUACAGGAAGGGCAUAUUGAGUGAAUCAGAAUUGUAAGAGUUGAGGCACUGAGUGCAGACUCUUCCUUCAUGAGGUUCCAGCUUUAUGUGAAGCGAAAUAAAGUGAAAGGGUUGUUGGCCUCGGGAUCUCAGGCUUAAGGUUUUUUAUUUUUUUUUUCCUUUUUUUAGUUUCAUUUCUCUUUUUAAGAGAGGAGAGACUUGAACAUGUUGAUAAGCUGGAGGUAGAGAGGGGUUGAUGAAAGAGUAUUUGUAGGGGCUCAUGGAGACGGAAGGGCACAGGGGGAGGGGAUGGUCCUGGCAAGGCGAGGAGCAGCAGGUGCUGGCCCCACGGUAGGAAGGUGCGAGAUUGUGGGAACUUACUUCUGAUAAAUGCAAGUUCAACCCAUGAGAAAUGGCCCUAGUAAGGUACACGAAAGCCAUGAAGGUUGGAGCAGUCAGGCAUAGAUGGGAAGGAGCUGACCAAGGUCCUAUAAAAGCCAUUGUGGAGCAGUAAUAAGGGGUCAGCUCAGCUUGAAGGCCACCAGUGUUUGGUGUGAUCUUUCUCCCUCUCCUCAGCAUGACUUGCUACUCUCAGUGUAUGAGUGGCGGAGGCUCACCAUCCAGAGGUGGGAUGCUGGGGUGGCCAACCAUCCUGAGACUCCUGGGACCGAGGAGUGUCCUGAGAACACAGACAGGAUUUCUGGCAUGCCAGGAGAAGUCCUGUACUGGAGGUGUUUGCAGAGUUGGUGGUCAGUAGGCAAAGGGCAAGACUACUGCAGACACUGGCCAGAGAGAGUUCCCACGUGCUCUAGGUCUAGUCUGGCUUGAAAAGGAAGUGAGGUCAUUAUCUGGUAGCAACUUGUGAAACUCCGUUUAUUCAUUGAUUCAUUCAACAAAUACUCAUGAAAUGCCAGCUAUGAGUCAGGCCCUGGACCCAUGCACAGGAAUUGCGUAGAUUAUCCUUCUUUGGUGGAUAAGGUCAGCCAGUGCUCAGGACCUGUUCUCAUCUCUGUCUAGAGGAUGGAAAGGUACAAAGGUACAAACUGCGUUUUCUAGACUCCUUUGCAGCUGGCAUGUGAUCUAAGUUCUGCCAACUACGUGCACUCAGGUUAGAGAGACCAGCGAGCAAGAACCUCUACCCUGAAUUGGAGACAGAAAUUACUUUGCUACGAGGACGUAAAAGAUUGCCUUUUAACCACAGAACUCCAUUGGAAAGGGUUUUGGAAGACAUGAAGAAAACCAUCAGAAAUGAAGUCAGCAGCCUCAUGGCCUCUUACUGACUAGAGUGGAGUUUUAUUUCGACAGUUUUUUUGGAACGACACUGUGCACGAUGUCUACUGAGGUCAUCCAUCAGGUUGAGGAAGCCCUUGAUGAGGACGAGAAGAAAAUGCUGCUUUUUUUGUGUCGGGACGUUGCUGCCGAUGUUGCUCCGCUUAACGUCAGGGACCUUCUGGAUAUUUUAAGUGAGCGAGGACUGCUGUCUGCCAUGGGCUUGGCUGAGCUGCUCUACAGAGUGAGGCGCUUUGAUCUGCUCAAGCGGAUCUUCAAGAUAGACAGAAAGGCAGUGGAGGCCCACCUGCUCAGGCACCCUGGCCUUAUUUCAGACUACAGGGUGCUGAUGACAGAGAUUGGUGGCAAUUUGGAAAACUCUGAUUUGUCCUCAUUAUUUUUCCUCAUGAGGGAUUAUCUUGGUCGGAAAAAGGUAGCCAAGGAUAAGAGUUUCCUAGAUCUCGUGAUCGAAUUAGAGAAACUAAAUCUGAUUGCUCCCGAUCAGUUGGAUUUAUUAGAAAAAUGCCUGAAGAACAUCCACAGAGUAGACCUGAAGACAAAAAUCCAGAAAUACAAGCAGUCAGCUCAGGGACCUGAAACAUGUUAUACAAAUGCACUCCAGGCAUCAUUCCCAAAUUUGAGUCUUAAGGAUCCUUCAUGUAACUUAAGGCUCCAGAAUGGGAGAAGUAAAGAACAAAGAUUCAAUGUGGGACAACUUGACUUUCAAAGAGAAUCAGUGAAGGCGUCCAUCCAGGAGUCAGAAGCAUUUCUACCGCGGCACAUUCCAGAGGAGAGAUACAGGAUGCAGAGCAAACCCCUGGGAAUCUGCCUGAUAAUUGAUUGCAUUGGCAACGACGCAGCAUUUCUUCAGGACACCUUUACUUCCCUGGGCUAUGAAGUUCAGUCUUUCUCGUAUCUGAGUGUGGACGAUAUAAUCCAGGUCCUUCGCCGAGUUGCCUGCAUGCCUCAACACCGAGACUACGACAGCUUUGUGUGCAUCCUGGUGAGCCGAGGUGGCUCCCACAGUGUGUUUGGCGUGGAUCGGACACACUCAGGGUUCCCUUUGGAUCAGAUCAGGAGGAUGUUCAUGGGAGACGCGUGCCCUUUUCUCUUAGGGAAGCCAAAGCUCUUUUUUAUUCAGAACUACGUGGAGUCAGAGGACCCGGUGGACAACAGCAGCUUGCUGGAGGUGGAUGGACCAGCGGUCAACAACCUGGAAUCGAAAGCCAAGCAGCCUGGGUCAUCUACCAUUCACCGAGAAGCUGACUUCCUCUGGAGCCUGUGCAAGGCGGACGUGUCCCUGUUGGAACGGUCCUCCAGCUCUCCGUCAUUGUACCUGCAAUGCCUCUCCCAGAAGCUAGGGAAAGAAAGAAGACGCCCGCUCCUAGAACUCCACAUUGAACUCAAUGGCAGCGUGUAUGAUUGGAACAGCAGAGCGUCUGCUAAGGAGAGGUACUAUGUCUGGUUGCAGCACACGCUGAGAAAGAAACUCAUCCUGUCUUGUGAAUGAACAGCCAAAAGCCUUUCCUGCUCCCGCCGUCUCCACCACUAGGCCAGAAGUAGUUUUCAAGCGAGGGUAUGUGUCAUGUGGGGAACAUGAGGUCCUGUAUGUGCUGAAAUGAGCCUCAGUGAGGACUGCGAUCAGGGAGGCGUGUUUGAACUAAAGCCUCUGGGUGGAAGGCUUUGGUCUCUUGCUGAAAGUGUCUGAAGCCCGUGUUAGGAAGGAAAUGGCUGUGAAACUUGAAAAACCAAGUGCUGGUUGAGUUGGGUGCCUCAGGAUUUUGUUGCCUUCCUUCGUGCCAAUAAGUAAACCAGAGCCAUGGAGACAGGGUUGUAGUCACACAUCUACCACUAUCCUACUACUACUAUAAAUUUAGUGAAGGAUAUGAACAUUCAGUACAUAGCCUUGUCUUUGUGAUUGGACAUUGUCUGUCUGUCUAAGACUCCAGUUCUAGUUCACAGCUAACCACAUGCAUUUUUCUUUCUCACAUUUGGUGGGAUGACCUGAAAGGCUAUCAUUAUUUAAAAUUGCAUUUAAAGGGGCACCUGGGUGGUUCAGUGGGUUAAAGCCUCUGCCUUCAGCUCAGGUCAUGAU
Molecule: messenger RNA, 4031 nt
Organism: Lutra lutra (Eurasian river otter)
Lineage: Eukaryota; Metazoa; Chordata; Mammalia; Carnivora; Mustelidae
Gene: CFLAR
Product: CASP8 and FADD like apoptosis regulator
Exons: 10
Coding region: 1998-3446 (482 amino acids)
Biological process (GO): proteolysis; negative regulation of extrinsic apoptotic signaling pathway via death domain receptors
Molecular function (GO): cysteine-type endopeptidase activity; protein binding
Source: RefSeq, a predicted model, not a curated record